CUAGCUAAAGCUAUGGACCAGCGCGAGAGCACCAACAAGAAGGUACUAUUCUCUUGUGCCAUGAAAGGGGAAUGGGGGCGAGUCAUUGAAAUGUACAAGGAGGACUCAACGUUUCACAAGGCCAGAAUCACACGCUCCGGACACACUGCGUUGCACAUUGCAGUCUCUGAUGGCAAGGAGGACGUCGUGAGACAGAUGGUGGACGUCAUCAAGCCGCAGCAACCUCAAGAGGAACCUAUCAAGGCUCUGCGAACUCACAAUAAUAGAAACAACACUGCAUUGCAUUUAGCCGCUUCAAUGGGGAAUGCCACCAUGUGUCACAUCAUUGCCAGCGUCGAGCGUACCUUGGUGGACGAUCGUAACGCUGACGGCGAGACGCCCCUCUUCUUGGCCGCUCUCCAUGGCAGAAAGCAAGCUUUUCUCUGCCUCCAUUCCAUCCGAAACCCUCCCAACACUGACUCCCCCUUCUACGUUAACUGUAGGAGGAACGAUGGUGACACUAUCCUUCACUCUGCAAUCAACGGUGACCACUUUGAUCUUGCGUUACAAAUCAUUCAUCUGUAUAAAGAUCUUGCGAAUUGGGUUAACGAGAAAGGUCUAUCUCCUCUGCAUUUGCUAGCAUCAAAGCCUUGCGCUUUCAAAAGCGGAAGCCGCCUCGGACGGAUGGAAACCAUCAUUUAUCACUGUAUGUAUGUUGAGGAGCUUCAGCCACAGACAUUACCAGGUGCAGCCAAGCACGGUGAUAGCCAUGGUUAUCCUGACAACUACAAUACAUCGUGGAAUGUUUUCAAGCUAAUAAGAAAAGCGGUCGAUGUUGUAUUGGGCAAACCUUGUGAAGCAAAUGCGGAAGAUCCCGAAGCGGGAGCUCAGGCAAGCUCGUUAUUUCCAGCUAAUUACAGAACCUGUUGCCAUUUGAUCAAGUUCUUUUAUCUGGUGCUUCUGAUAAUUCUCGGGAAAGGAUCUGACCAAUUGAGGAAGAUAUAUCGAAAAAAGGAGAUCCAUACAAGGUCUGCUCAAAUAGUUAAACAACUUCUUCAUUACGCUUCCUCGUAUGAGUACGAGGAUGAUGGGAGCCACCCCGAAGAAGGGUAUAGUACGACGUUGUCACAGGAUGCCACCCCUGCCACAUCAGUCAAACCUACAACUACAAGCACCGAGGACAAAAAAGAUGAGCAGAAUCCCAAAAGGGGGGCAAUAACGGAGACUGCAAUAUUAGUGGCGGCAAAGAAUGGAGUGAUGGAAAUAAUAGAGAAAAUUUUGGAGUUGUUUCCGGUGGCUAUUCACGAUCUGAAUGAAGAUAAGAAGAACAUAGUGUUAUUGGCAGUAGAACACAGGCAACCUCACGUGUACCAGUUCUUGCUGAAGAAGAAUAUUUAUAAAGAAAGCCUAUUCCAUCAAGUGGACAAGCAUGGAAACAGUGUGUUGCACCUCGCAGCCACACUUCGUGACUACAAGCCUUGGCUCAUUCCCGGUGAAGCUCUUCAAAUGCAAUGGGAACUCAAGUGGUACAAGUUUGUGAAUGAGCCCAUGCCGCCUGAUUUCUUUGGGCGAUACAACCUGAAUAAUGAAACCCCAGAUGAUAUUUUCUCCAGAACUCACAAAGAUCUCGUGAAAAGCGCCGCCGAGUGGCUGAACAAAACCUCAGAAUCAUGCUCGGUGGUGGCCGCACUAAUUGCCACGGUGGCCUUCGCCACGGCAGCCACCGUGCCCGGCGGGGUGAAACAAGAGACCGGCCACCCGACACUGGAAUAUGAGCCGGGAUUCCAACUGUUCGCCAUCUCAUCUCUCGUAGCCCUUGGCUUCUCCAUCACGGCGGUGGUGAUGUUCUUGUCCAUAAUGACGUCUCGAUUUCAAGAGCAAAAUUUUAACAAAGACUUGCCAAGGAAGUUACUGGUGGGAUUGACGUCCUUGUUCAUUUCGAUUGCUUCCAUGCUGGUGUCGUUCUGUGCGGGGCAUUUCUUCGUGCUCAAGGAUCAGCUUCAUUAUGUUGCUCUUCCCAUAUAUUUGGUGACCUGCCUCCCCGUAACCCUGUUUGUGUUGGCACAAUUUCCACUUUACUUUGAUCUUUUAUGGGCUACUUUUAAGCAUGUUCCACAGCGCAGUUACAGGACCUCUUAACAGAUCAGGUCUUGACUUCCUAGGUCUGCUUGGGUACUUUAAUUAUAUUUAUUGACUUGAUUAGUUUACAUUCAACACUUAAGAUUAUCCAUAUGUGCUGCUUUUAUUGA
Messenger RNA from Prosopis cineraria, 2228 nucleotides. RefSeq lists its product as uncharacterized. Lineage: Eukaryota; Viridiplantae; Streptophyta; Magnoliopsida; Fabales; Fabaceae. Gene Ontology annotation, molecular function: protein binding. The record is from RefSeq and is a predicted model, not a curated record. Bases 13 to 2118 code for a protein of 701 amino acids. The transcript is spliced from 7 exons.